Spinacia oleracea (spinach) is the source of this 1612-nucleotide messenger RNA. Its product is annotated as vacuolar protein sorting-associated protein 26A. The record is from RefSeq and is a predicted model, not a curated record. Gene Ontology annotation, biological process: intracellular protein transport. NCBI's taxonomy places the organism in Eukaryota, Viridiplantae, Streptophyta, Magnoliopsida, Caryophyllales, Amaranthaceae. The transcript is spliced from 12 exons. Bases 372 to 1280 code for a protein of 302 amino acids.
ACAUGGUUACAAACAAAUUCCUCAAAAUCGCUCAAAGUAAUUAAUCUCCUUGGAAAUUACUAAUGCUGACUUCGGAAGGGCAUGUGGCCCCACACCAUUACUUGUUCGCCAACUCUGUGUUGUUGGCCUGUUCCUGAGCUCUCUGCCUCUCUCCCCCGACUCACUGGAUCUCGCGUCGUCAACCCAUUGAUUCACUCUCCGAGUUCCUUCACAUCUUCCUCACUCUUAAUUUCUUCGAAUUCUCCGAAUUAGGGUUUCUCCGCCCUAAAACCUUAUACCAAUUUCCACUUCUGUUUUACUAUCGAUCGUUAGUUUUUGCAGGGUUUGAAUUUAAGGAAUUUGGGGCUAGCAUUGGGGAUAUUCUGAAAAGCAUGAAUUACAUCCUCGGAGCAUUCAAACCUGCCUGUCAUAUUUCGAUUACAUUCGCAGAUGAAAAGAAUCGAAAGAAGGUUCCAAUCAAGAAAGAAAAUGGUCAAACUGUCAUGGUUCCGCUCUUCCAAAGUCAAGAGAACAUCGUUGGCAAGAUAUCAGUAGAGCCCGUUCAAGGGAAGAAAAUUGAGCACAAUGGCAUUAAAGUGGAGCUUCUUGGCCAAAUAGAGAUGUAUUUUGACAGGGGGAACUUCUAUGACUUUACCUCUCUAGUUCGUGAAUUAGAUGUCCCUGGUGAAAUAUAUGAAAGAAAAAGUUAUCCCUUCGAGUUUUCCACCGUUGAAAUGCCAUAUGAAGCAUAUAAUGGAGUGAAUGUGAGACUGAGGUAUGUUCUCAAAGUAACAAUCAGCCGUGGUUAUGCUGGAAGUAUAAUAGAGUACCAUGAUUUUGUGGUUCGCAACUAUUCUCCACUACCGUCAAUUAAUAAUAGCAUCAAGAUGGAAGUUGGAAUCGAGGAUUGCCUACAUAUUGAGUUUGAAUAUAAUAAAAGCAAGUACCAUUUGAAGGAUGUUAUCAUAGGAAAAAUUUAUUUUCUUCUUGUAAGAAUCAAGAUAAAGAAUAUGGAUCUUGAGAUAAGGCGCCGCGAGUCCACUGGUUCAGGUGCAAACACUCAUGUUGAAACUGAGACACUUGCCAAAUUUGAGUUGAUGGAUGGGGCACCAGUCAGAGGUGAAUCGAUUCCUAUAAGACUGUUCCUAAGUCCAUAUGAGCUGACGCCUACACAUCGUAACAUCAAUAACAAAUUUAGUGUCAAAUAUUACCUUAACCUUGUUCUUGUUGAUGAAGAGGAUCGUCGGUAUUUCAAGCAACAGGAAAUCACAUUAUACCGCCUUGCUGAGAACUCUAGUUAGUUAUCCUUGUUUGGUUUAAUCUAUUUCCAUUAUAAUGAUUCACUUUUCUGGAUGCUGAGGGAAACAUCUGUUCUAAAUCUGGCAGAGUGGAGUGUGGUUGUUUUUUCUGGAAAGGGUUUGGUCUUAAAGCUGUAUCUUCAACUCUUUGUGGUAUAUUUUAGUUUUUUUAGCCGUUUUUUCUUUCCAUAAUCCUGUUUAUCUUGCUGUACAUCAGGUGUGGUUGAUGGUUUAAUAGCAUAUUGUAUCCCUGAAUCUCUUGUGACCAGUUUUGCGUUUCUGAAACUGUAUUUUGAUGCUGCUUCUAAUUUUCUAUAAUACUUGCUAAUUUGCUA